UAACUUAUUUAUUAGUAUUUAUUAAAGCUCUCUCAGUUUCACAAGAGAGAGAGAGACAAUGCCGUUGGUGAGGUUCAAGAUACGGAACGAGCUAAGCUUAGGUGGGCCGGAGCUGAAUCGUAGCGCCGCCGUGGAAGAUGAGGAACCCAAGGCGAUUCUCGGCGCUGUUGAAGUUGCUGGACUUAUCGGCAUACUUCGUCAGUUAGGCGAUCUCGCCGAAUUUUCCGCAGAAGUAUUUAAUGGCAUACAAGAAGAAGUGACUGUUACUGCGUCUAGGUGUCAGAAAUUGACAAGCCGUGUUAGGCGGAUAGAGUCUGCGCUGUCACCUCUUGAAAAGGCUGUGCUCUCACAGACUAGCCACAUUCAUUUUGCAUACACAGCAGGCUCUGAGUGGCAUCCUCGUAUAAGGAAUGGACAUAGUCAUUUUGUGCAGAGCGAUUUGCCACUUUGUGUUAUGGAAAGUUAUGAACAAUGCAGAGAUCCUCCUCCUUUGCAUCUGCUUGACAGAUUUGCUAUAGGUGGACCUGGAUCGUGUCUGAGAAAAUACUCUGACCCAACAUUUUUUAGAAAGGAAUUAGGCAACCCCAAUAAAGCAGAUGAUAUCAAGGUCCAGAGAGAUCAGGCUCACCGCAAGAGAAAGAAAAAGAGGUUACCACAAAGAAACAUUUGCAGAUCAAAUGCAGUGUCUACAUCUGAUGAAACUAAUGGGGCUCAUCUCAGUUCUCUUACUGAUGACAGACAGACAACAUCUCAGAGUACUUCCACAGUUGACAUGCCACGAGGCUCUAAUAUGCAGGAUUUAUCUGAUAUUAUAGACCAAUCUCAACUGCAAGAUGCGCAAGAACAAAGUGAAGCACAAGUACAAUUAGAUUUCCAAGAGUCAUCAAAAGCUCGUGAUUCUAUAACUGGUUCAGGUUAUAUCGAGUAUGUCAUCAAUCAAAGUCCUGUUAAUGAGCCUGAAGUGAAGCUAGUAGAGGGUUAUCUGUCUGGGUCCUUACAACCUGCUGAUGGAAUAUGUUCAGUGGUUCCUGAAGGCUGCAUUGUUGUUGUAGAUGAUAAUAUCCUAUAUAACCCUUCAGAAGACCUACAUGGGCCUUGUGCCUCUGUUGUUCGUGAUAAGAAAAAAGAAACAUUUGAACCAAUUGAAGAGAAAAGCAGCAAAGUUGAAGAAGUGUCAGAGAUACAUGAGUCAAAAUUUGGUCCAGAGACACCAGACAGGGUUAAGCAAAAUCAAAGGGACUUUGAUAGGACGCAUAUUUUGUUUGAUGAGGUAGAUAUUGUGCGAGAAAAACAGAGUAAGAGUCAGGCCAACAAUAUUGAUGGAAUACUAGUAAUUGAGAGCGAAGAAGAAGAUAAGAGUGAACAAGGAAGUGAAGUAGAUGAGUUUGUGGAUGCACGUAAUACAAUUGAAUCGGAAUCGGAGAGUGAUCUUGAUGGAGUACCAAAACCAAAACUGGAGCAUUAUUUUGGGGAUGUUAGUACUUAUUGUUCGGAAGAUGCUAACAGUGACAACAAUGAUGGAUCAGAAGAAGAUAUACCAUAUGAACAAAUGGCACAUGAUCUACACCAUGACAACCCUCUAGAUGAAUCUUGUUCAGGUUCCUGCCUUCCUAAUGAUGCUAAUGUUUCCUGUCGCCUUUCAGAUCCAGUGUGUGGGAAAAUUCUGUCUCAUAAUGAGACUUUUGAAAAGCCUUGGGAUUUUUUUUCCAAGUGCCCGUCAUUAUUGGCUGAAGAAGCCUUUCCGAAUAUAGCAGUUUUGCGAGAAGAACCUGUUGCUGCACAUCCCGUUUUGGCAGGAGACUCUGCUAAUGAGAAGUUUUCAUCUGAAGAUCCGACAUCCUUAUGUCAGUCACGGAGAGACGCUAUUCCUGCUGAAAAGAUACUGCCAGAAGAACAUUUGGCGAACUAUCCAUCUCUCGCAGAAGCUGUUAUCCAUGAAAAGAUCUCACCAGGAGAGUCUGUUGCCAAAUUUCCGUCUUUUGCAGAAAGGAUGGAGCUUUCGAGUGAGGAUUUGCCGAGGACAGUUCGAGAUGUACCGGGAAUCCUCCCCCAAGAAAAAAUCUUGCCUGUGAAAUCUCUUCCCAAAACUCUGUCUGUGGCAGAAUCUGUGUCUGACAAUAUGACCCCGUCAAGAGAACCUGACACAGUUCAUCCAUCUUUUCCCAAAGCUAUUCAAGAAAAUAACAUUUCCCCAGAAGUUAUUGAUUCGAAAAAUCUGUCUGUGCCAAAAGCUGAUUCACAAAAAAAAAUCUUACUUGAAGAAUCUGUUGGCAUAAAUCCGUGUAUGGUAAAAUCUGUUCCAGAUGAAAGGUUCUUGACAGAAGAAGUAGAAGAACCUGCCACCAGAGAAGAACUUUUGGAAGAGGAUCUUUACUUGGCAGAACUGCAUAAAGAAAAGGUCUCGCAAGAAACAUUUGUUGGUUUUACACAUCCAUCGUGUGCCAAAGCCGGUCCAGAAGCAAAUCCAUCAUCAGAAGUUCUUACUUCCCCAAUUUUGUCUGUGGCCGAAGCUGUUCCACAAGAGCAAAUCUCACUUGAAGAAUUUUUUGGCGUAAAUCCGUAUCUGGCAGAAGCUAUUCCUGAUGAAAGGUUCUCGCCAGAAGAACCUGUCACCACACAUCUGACAAAAUCCGUGGCUAUUGAAAAGGUCUUGGCAGAAGAGCUUUUGGAAACAUAUCCUUCUUUGGAAGAUUUGCCUGAAGAAAAGAUUUCGCAUGAGGAAACUUAUGAUGAUACUGAUCCAUCUGAAGCUGUUAGUGAUGAAGAUAUCUCAUCAGAAGUUUCUAAUUCCACAAAUUUGUCAUUGGAAGAAGCUGUUCCACAAGAGCAAAUCUCACUUGAUGAAUUUGUUGGCAGAAAUCCGUGUUUGGCAGAAGCUACUCCUGAUGAAAGUUUUUUGCAAGAUGAACAUGUAACCAAACAAGGAUAUGGAUUUUGUCUCUCUUUGACAAAAGCGGCAGCAAUUGAAGGAGUCUUGCCAGAAAAACCUUUGGAAACAUAUCCUUCCUUGGUAGAAUUGUCUAAAGAAAAGAUUUUGCAUGCGGAAACUAAUGAUGCCACACAUCCGUCUGAAGCUGUUCGUGAUGAAGAAAUUUCAUCAGAAGUUUCUGAUUCCACAAAUUUGUCCCUAGAAGAAGCUCUUCCACAAGAACAAAUCUCACUUGAAGAAUUUGUGGGCAUAAAUCCGUGUUUGACAGAGACUAUUCCUGAUGAAAGGUUAUUGCCAGAAGAACCUGUCACCCCAUAUCUCUCUUUGGCAAAAGCUGCGGAAAUUAAAGGAAUCUUGCCAGAAAAACCUUUGGAAACGUAUCCUUCACUGGCAGAAUUGCCUGAAGAAAAGAUUUUGCAUAAAGAAGCUGAUGAUGCCACACAUCCAUCUCUUUUUGAAGCUUUUAGUGAUGAACAAAUCUUACCAGAACCUCUUGAUUCCACAAAUUUUCUUGUGGCAGAAGCUGUUCCACAAGAGCAAAUCUCAGUUGAAGAAUGUGUUGGCAGAGAUCCAUGUUUUACAGAAGCGAUUCUUGAUAAGAGGGUUUUGCCAGAGGAACCAGUAACCACAUGUAUGUCUCUAACAAAAGUGGUGCCUAUCGAAGAAGUCUUGCCAGAAGAACCGUUAGAAGCAUACGCUUCUUUGGAAGAAUUGCCUAAAAAUAAGGCAUCACAAGAAAAACCUGAUGAUACCAAACACCCAUGUUGUGCCAAAACUGAAAGUGAUGAAAACAUCGCACCAGAAGUUCUUGAUUCAACAAAUUUGUCUGUCGCAGAAGCUUUUCCACAAAUGCAAUGCUCAGUUGAAGAAUUAUAUGGCAUAGAUCCGUUUUUGGCGAAAGCUGUUCCUGGUGGAAGGAUUUCGCCAGACGAACCUAUCACCACAUGUCUGCCUUCGGCAAAAGCUGCGGCUAUCGAAAUAAUCCUUCCAGAAGAAUCUUCGGAAGUGUCUCUUUCUUUGGAAGAAUCGCAUGAAGAAAAGAUCUUGCAAGAAGAAGAACUUGAUGAUGCCAUACACCCAUCAUUUUCUGAAGCUGUUGGUGAUGAAAAGAUCUCGUCACUAGUAGGUCCUGGUUCCACAUAUCCAUCUUUGGAAGAAUCUGUUCCGAACGAGAAAAUCUCACAUGAAGAACUUGUUAGCACAAAUCCGUUUUUGGAAUUAGCCGUUCCCAACAAAAGGAGUUUUCCAGACGAACUUGGCCUCAUAUAUCAGUCGAUGGCAGAAACUGUUUCCAAGGAAAAUAACUUGCCAGAAGAACCCUUGCCUUCAUAUCCGUCUUUGGCAGAAGCCGUACCCAAUGAAAAAUUCUCUCUAGAAGAACCUGGUGCUUCAUGUCCAACUUCUGCAGAAGCUGUUUUUGAUGAAAAUAUCUCAGGCUCAGAAGCUCCUGUUUCCAUGAUAGAAACUGGUCCACACAACAAAGUCUUCCCUGAAAAACCUUUUGCCAUAGAUAGUUCCUUGGCCGAAGCUGGCUUUCAUGAAAAGAUCCCAGACGCAGAAGCUCCUGGCUCCACAACAGAAACUGGUCCACACAACAAAACCUUCCCUGUUCCCGACGGCGAUAGUCUGCCAAAAGAACCUGUUGCUACAUAUCUAGCUUUGGCGGAAGGUAUUCCUGACCAAAAGGUAUUUUUGGACGAUGCCGCACUUCUACUAUUUGCAGAAGCUAUUUUCGACCAAAAGUUCUCACCAGAAGUUCCGGAUCCCACUUAUCCUUCUUUGAAAGAACCAGAAAUGCAUGUUGCGGCACCAUCUUUGGUAACAGAUCUUGCUGCUAAAAACAACUUGGUAAAAGAAGGUGAAGCGUAUGAUGAAUCCUACCCAGCAUCUGAUGUUUCUAUGAAUCAGAAGAGUGGUUUCGUGGAAUCAGAAUCUGCUGAUAGAACAAUUCCCUUGAGUGGUGGUACUGUCACAAUUUCUCCAGAUACUCGGGAAUCUCUUUCAAAUGGUACAAAUGUUGAAUCAGUGAGUAUAUGGAGCAAUGGGGGACUCCUUGGACUUGCGCCAUUGAAACCUCCAGUUUUUGCUGAGCCUAAUUCGGUAAGUGAACAUUUACAGAACGAGAUCAACAAAGCUAAUGUUCUUUCUACAAGGAAGCAGGGAUCAGCAAGCCGAUCAGUUGAGAAUACUGAGAAUAGCUCACUUCCAUUAGUUGUUUCAGAUCCUUCAUCUCAACAACAUAGCAACAUGUUGAGUCCCUCUCACCUACAGAGCACUGGAACCUCAUUUAGAGUCUUUGGCUUAAGUCAUAGACUACUCAUGGCUGGGUUUCGUGGAAACUCUUCUUCGAUAUGUUCCCUUCGUUUCAGUUAGUUCCAGAGGCUAGCAACUCUGAUGAUGACGACAACAGUGAUACCUUUUGCCAGUCAUCUCCAUGUGUUUCAGACAAUUGUUUGUCGGAUUCUGAGCUGUGGGAAUCUGAUGAAAGUCCUAGAAAAUCUGAUUUAAGCUUGAAGCAAGUUGGAGAGAAAAGUAGGCAUGGUGAUAUGGGUUCUUUCUCUGGUUCGUUUCUGGAUCUUCCAUGUUACGACGCCGUAGACCAUCAAUCCACAUCUUCAAGACUAGAGCAAGAACAAGUGCCAGAAUACAAACCAUCUGUCUUAGAGAUCAUCCGUGAUUGGCCACCAAAUCAACCAAAAAACAGUCCCAGUAAUGAAGCAGACACAGUUCCGAAGAAUACGCAAGAUCAAUCUCCCGGGCUGUUAGCUACAGAUGACGGUGGUGAAAGAUAAAUCGGUGAUAGUGUCUUGCUGAACUUAAAAUCAAACGAAUCUAACAAUUGAAUCUUUGUUGUACUUGUACAUUCCUCUUGCCAUUUCAAUUGUCUGAUUUCAUGUAAAAAAACAAAUCUUUUUAUAAAUCAGAAAUAUAAAUUUGACGCUCUAGAAAAAAAAAAG
This is a messenger RNA of Camelina sativa (false flax), 5886 nucleotides long. The record is from RefSeq and is a predicted model, not a curated record. NCBI's taxonomy places the organism in Eukaryota, Viridiplantae, Streptophyta, Magnoliopsida, Brassicales, Brassicaceae.